This is a messenger RNA of Penicillium digitatum Pd1, 1911 nucleotides long. NCBI's taxonomy places the organism in Eukaryota, Fungi, Ascomycota, Eurotiomycetes, Eurotiales, Aspergillaceae. The record is from RefSeq and is a predicted model, not a curated record.
AUGGAAGUGUUCUCUGAACUCAGCACGCCCGCUGUGGCCAUGGCAUCCGCCUUGUCAGUGGCUGUCGGUGCUUAUCUGAAUGCGAAGCUUGCCAUCGCCACUGAUUUGCGAACAAUCUACAGCAAUAAGGCCUUUGCAAAGCGGUUAAAUGAGCGCAUCGCUCAGCUUGAUGGCUCAACAACAAUCUAUAAGAUGCUCGAGCGGGCGGUAGAGGUUGAAGGACGAGCUGCCACCGAUGCGCUUUGGUUUGAGCAGAAGACGUGGUCAUACAGCCAACUGAAGGACUUGGCCGACAGAAUGGCUGCUCUUUUGAAGAGUCGUGAUAUCAACUCCGGAGAUACAGUGGGUGUUUUUACAACCAACUCACCGGAGAUGGUCGUGACUGUGUAUGCUCUAUCAAAACUAGGUGCUGUGGCAGCAAUGAUCAACACCAACCUACGAGACGAUACUUUUAUCCAUUGUCUCAACGUCUCCGACUCCAAAUUAAUCAUCUCAACCGCUGAUAUUUCUCAGCACGCCUGCACUGACCUACCGCAUUUCACACUCAGCGUGGCGUCGUUCCAAGGUGCCGAAACAGGCGCAACCGAGCUCAUCACACUGGAAGACCUGCAGCAAUUCUCCCCAUCAGGACUUGCAGCGGCUAAGCGCAGCCCAAAAGACAUAUGCAUCUUAAUCUACACAUCAGGAACAACCGGAAGACCUAAAGCCUGCGCGAUCCGCAACAUGCUCACCCUAAUCACCUCCACCCCGCUCUCAGCAGACGCCAAUAAUCCUUCAAAGUACCACCCAUUCCGCGUAUACUCCCCCCUCCCCCUCUUCCACGGCACGGCCUUCCUCACAGGUCUAUGUACAGCCAUCGGCAACGGAGGUACCUUAUGCCUAGGACGAAAAUUCUCUGCCUCCCGGUUCUGGAAAGAUGUACAUGACUCAGGCGCAACCCGCAUCCUGUAUAUCGGCGAGGUAUGCCGAUAUCUUCUUGCCACGCCGCCAUCACCCUUUGACCAGGACCACAAGUGCAUCGUGGCAAGUGGGAACGGGCUACGUGGGGAGAUCUGGGAGAAGUUCCGCAAGCGCUUCAAUGUUCCCGAAAUCCGCGAAUUUUACCGCUCAACUGAGGGAGUUGCCAAAUUUGAUAACCAUGGCGUUGGAGCUUGGGGAGCGGGUAAGGUCGGAUUUUCUGGGCCUAUCCGCCGGUUCUUGGAAGAUGAUACUUUCAUCGUCAAGUAUGAUACCGAUACUGAGAUGCCGUACCGGGAUCCAGUCACUGGGUUCUGUGUGAGGGCUACGCUUGGACAGGAGGGUGAGGCAAUUGGUCGCGUCCGGGACCGUGGGAUGCUGAUUGAGUAUCUGGGUAAUGAGGGUGCGACGGAAGAAAAGCUUCUGCGUGAUGUGUUCCAGAAAGGGGAUUUGUUCCAGCGGACUGGUGAUCUGGUUGUUCAAGAUGAAUCUGGGUGGGUGAGGUUCCAGGAUAGGGUUGGUGACACUUUCCGCUGGAAGGGUGAGAACGUUAGUGCAGGGGAGAUUCGAGACCAUAUUUGUCAGAUUGAGGGUGUGCAUGAUGCUGUGGUUUAUGGUGUGAAGCUGGCCGGGUAUGAUGGUCAAGCUGGAGCUGCUGGCAUUACGCUGGAAUCACCAGCAGCUGAGACAGAAUUGAUGUCGACCUUAUACAAGGAACUCAAGAAGAAGGGCGUUCCUUCAUAUGCUCUGCCCCGAUUGGUCCGACUCACCGAAAACUACAGGGUUGCCACGGGUGUCACUUUCAAACAGGCUAAGGGCGACCUAGCGAAGAAGGGCUGGAAUCCUCGCCAGGACUGCGGCGGUGACAUUUUGUACUGGUUGAACGGCACAAAUUAUCAGAAAUUGGAAGAACAAAGUUGGGCAGAGAUAGAGAGUGGUAAAGCCAAGAUCUGA